AUGGGUUUCCGUGAGAACGCUGCAAAACUUGAUUUAUCCGAGAUAUUACCAGAGGAGGUCGAGGAAGAAGUGAAGGAAGCAGCCAAGAUAUCGAUGGGGAGUGAAAUGGACGAAUAUGACAUGGCAAAUAUAAUGGAGCUCUGCAACAGGGCCUUGUCUCUAGCCGAAUACAGGCCUCAACUGUACGACUACCUGAAAAGUAGGAUGAACGCCGUUGCACCUAAUUUGACUGCUCUGGUUGGAGAGCUUGUUGGAGCUCGGCUGAUUGCCCAAAUUAUUAAAUCCUUUAAUGGGUUAAAAAAAGGGCAAUAA
This is a messenger RNA of Linum trigynum, 312 nucleotides long. The record is from the annotation of a GenBank genome assembly. Lineage: Eukaryota; Viridiplantae; Streptophyta; Magnoliopsida; Malpighiales; Linaceae.